UGGAAACUCCUGUAACAGUUUGCUUAUAUAAAUAUAUGGAUCUUGGUAUAAUUCUACCCCACCCGCUUUUAUAUUUCAACCACCUACUCUCCCCUCCUAUCUGUAUAAAUUGAAGUGAUUCUUGAAAUCCUCGAUAUCAUUCUACAACUAAUCAAACAUGGACCAAAAACAUGAAAUGGCAGUAAGCAAGAUGCGGGAACUAGUGGAGACCCAAGGAAUUCCAACUCAGAAGUGUUUGGAUCAAACCUUUUUAAGAUUUCUGAAAGCAAAAUCAAUGAACCCAGAAAAGGCUGCAAAGAUGUUUGUUGAACGGGAAAAAUGGAGGGAAGAAUUCGUUCCAUUAGGUUUCAUACCUGAGAGCGAAAUAGCAGAUCAAUUGGGUGAUAAAAAGAUUUACUUACAAGGACUGACUAAAAUCGGACAACAUCCAUUUCUGAUCUGUAUAAGUAGCAGACACUUCACUUCAGCAUCCAAAGAUCCACUUCAAUUUAAGAAGUUCAUAGUCUAUCUAUUUGACAAAGCAAUAGCCAGUUCUUUCAAUGAGGGAAAAGAAAUAGGGAAUGAAAAGAUAAUGGCAGCCGUGGAUUUAAAAAGUUUCCCUUAUAAGAGUAUUGACGCCCGUGGUUUCACUAUUACCUUCAACCUUCUGAAGGCUUACUAUCCCGGGAGACUAGGAAAAAUGUAUAUGUUAAAUGCCCCGGGGUUCUUUGUUAGUUUCUGGAGGAUGUUUUCUGUCUUUCUAGAUAAAGAUAUCCAAGAAAGAAUCAUAUUUGUGAGCAGUGAGAAAGAGAAAGAGAGUUUUAUUAAGGAAAUUGGUGGGGAGAUACUACCAGAAGAAAAUGGUGGCCAAUCAAAGCUCAUCGCUGUUCAAGAUGUCAUUAUUCAUUCCCAGAUCAACGAUCCCAUGAGUUAAAUAUUAAUGUAUCUUGAAAGUCUAUACGUGCUUCAAUGUUCAAUAUUACUAUCAGAUAACCUAA
Molecule: messenger RNA, 977 nt
Organism: Papaver somniferum (opium poppy)
Lineage: Eukaryota; Viridiplantae; Streptophyta; Magnoliopsida; Ranunculales; Papaveraceae
Product: SEC14 cytosolic factor-like
Exons: 6
Coding region: 158-913 (251 amino acids)
Source: RefSeq, a predicted model, not a curated record